AUGCUACGAAUCAUAAAGAGUCGAUUGCCUCUUGUGAGGUACUGCUCUCAAUUACACCACGCAGAAAGUGAAUGUCGUACAACAAUGAAGUACCUCAAUGUGGCGGAAAAGAACGAUGCUGCGAAAACGAUAGCUGGGCUGUUAUCACGCGGAUCAUCACAACGGAGAGAAGGCUACUCGCCGUACAAUAAAAUAUACGAAUUCAACUAUGGGCUGCAUGGGCAAAACAUUCAAAUGAUAAUGACGUCCGUGUCGGGACAUCUGCUGACUCACGAAUUUUUGCCAAGUUUCCGCGGAUGGCAAAGCUGUAACCCGGAAGAUCUGUUUGACGCGCCCGUUCGAAAAUCGUGCCCAGAACAAUACGAGAAAAUCAAGAAAACCCUCGAAAGGGAGGUACGUGGAUGUGCCGCACUAAUCAUUUGGACCGAUUGCGAUCGAGAGGGAGAGAACAUUGGCUUCGAAAUCAUAGACGUGUGUCGGGCGAUAAAAUCGCAGCUAAAGAUUUUCCGUGCGAAAUUCUCCGAAAUCACUGGCCCAUCGAUAAAGCGUGCCAUCGAGAAUCUCGUUCAACCGGAUGCCCGGCAAAAUGAAGCAGUAAACGUUCGCAGCGAGCUAGAUCUCCGGAUCGGGGCCGCAUUCACGCGCUAUCAAACGUUGCGGUUGCAGAAACUUUUCCCGCAGGACAUCUCGAACAACCUCGUGUCCUACGGCAGCUGCCAGAUUCCGACGCUUGGUUUCGUGGCACAACGGUACAAGGAAAUAGAAAACUUCAUUCCACAAUCGUUUUGGAAGAUAAAACUCACUCACACGAUAGAAGAUUUAACUGUCGAAUUUCACUGGUCACGGAAUCGCCUGUUCGAUAAGCAAUGCUGUGAGGCGUACCUAAUGAUCUGCCAGGCUAACCCGGUGGCAAAGGUUGUGAACGUUACGCAAAAACCGAAAAACAAGUGGCGCCCAUCGCCGAUGGAUACGGUCGAGCUGGAAAAGCUGGGCUCCCGUAAGCUCAAACUGAGCGCGAAACAAGUGAUGACCAUUGCCGAAAAAUUGUACACUCAAGGUAUAAUCAGCUAUCCCCGUACGGAAACCAACAUGUUCACCGCGGACAUGAAGCUGGGACCGCUUGUGCAGGCCCAAGUCAGCAGUGAUCAGUGGGGACACUUCGCUGAAAAAGUGCUCCAAUGGGGGCCCAAUCCACGGAACGGGAAGAAGUCCGAUCAGGCUCAUCCUCCCAUUCACCCAACUAAGCUGCCGACCAACCUGUCCGGAGAUGAGUGGCGCGUUUAUGAACUGAUUGCUCGACAUUUUCUCGCCUGCGUUAGUCGUGAUGCGACCGGUUCGGAGACGAUCGUCAACGUGGUGGUCGGUGAGGAGGAAGAAUUCAGCGCCUCAGGGCUAUGCAUCCACGAGCGCAACUACCUGGAGGUGUACCCGUACGAUCGUUGGAAUGCGAAGGAAAUUCACGCCUACCGUAUCGGACACACGUUUAAUCCAACUGAGCUGGGGCUGCACGAGGGUUCAACUACCGCACCAAGCAUGCUAACCGAGGCUGAUCUUAUUGCGCUGAUGGAAAAGCACGGCAUCGGAACGGAUGCCACACAUGCCGAACACAUCAACACGAUCAAGGAGCGUGGGUACAUCGGUGAGCGGGAACGCUUCCUAGUUCCAGGGACUCUCGGUAUGGGACUGGUGGAUGGGUACGAAAUGAUGGAGCUUCGUUUAGCACACCCAGAGCUUCGCGCUGGUCUCGAAGCCGAUCUGAAGCUGAUUUGCGAUGGACGCAAAAAUCCAAGCGACGUGCUAGCGGAUCAAAUCGCCAAGUACAAGGAGGUGUACCGGAUUAUGUCGCAGAAGGCGCGUGCCCUGGAUCGAGCUAUGGGACAACGAUUAAAUCGCGAUCUGCCAGAUCCACCGCCGGAUGGUGGCGGUGAGACGAUCAGCAUCGGUGGAGCACCGAUUAAGGAGGUCUGCAAGUGCCCCAAAUGUGGCAAUAAAAUGUGCCUCCGCCAAAAACGGGAUGGCACCGGGUACUAUCUCGGUUGUAUUGCGUUUCCCGAGUGUAGAAAUAACGCGUGGUUCGAUGAUGCGAUUCGCGAGGCCACUGUCACCGACGAUACGUGUCCUCGGUGUGGCAGCAAGAAAAUUACCGUCAAGUUUCGUAGCACACGUUACUACGCGCUGCUCCAGAGCACGGACAUGGAUGAGUACCGGUUUUGCAUUGUAUGUGAUAGCAAGUUUCGUGAGUUUUUCAACAUUAACGAAUCCACCGUCCGAGUUGUUGGAUCCUUGAAUGCAUCCACGCUGCCACCAGCGCGAGUGGCUCCUGUUGCUGUAAAUUCCUGGGGCUCCAAUGCCCAAACGGAACCUUCGGGCGCCGUAAGUUCCUGGGGUUCUAGUAGUCAAACGGAACGUCGACCCCCACCAAGCGGAGCUGGACGAUCUAACAGCAGUUCGUGGGGAACAGGCAACAGCUGGGGAACCGGUCAAUCCGGAAACGCGUCCAGUUAUGGGCACGGUUCGCAAUCAUCCAACAGCGGUGGAGGGUCUUCCGGUUGGGGCAAAUCAUCUAACAAUUGGAACGAUGGUCCUGGUAGUAGAACGACUGGAGGAACUGGAGGCGCCAAUCGGAAAUCUUGGAACAAAUCGACACCCUCUGCGUCAGAUACGGCUGAGGCUGAGAUGAUGUGCCGCUGUGGUAUACCGGCUACGCGGUUUACCGUGAAAAAGGACGGACCAAAUAAAGGCCGACCGUUCUAUACUUGCACAAAUCAGGCCAGCAAGUGUGACUUCUUCAAAUGGGGCGAUGAAAAUGUGCCACCAUCUAAUGGAGGAAGUGGUACCUCCAGCUGGGGAAAUGGAGGAGGAAGCGGAAGUGGCUCUAGCCGGGGACAAAAUAGUAACGCAAGUAAUAAUAGCAACGGGAAUGCGAGAUCGACACGUAAAUGUGGUCUUUGUCGGCAAGAGGGUCACACGAAAAACAAAUGUCCCCAGGCAAGCGAUUAUUAA
This is a messenger RNA of Anopheles nili, 3003 nucleotides long. RefSeq names its product DNA topoisomerase 3-alpha (gene Top3alpha). The transcript has 5 exons. Gene Ontology annotation, molecular function: zinc ion binding; DNA binding; DNA topoisomerase type I (single strand cut, ATP-independent) activity. The record is from RefSeq and is a predicted model, not a curated record. Lineage: Eukaryota; Metazoa; Arthropoda; Insecta; Diptera; Culicidae. Gene Ontology annotation, cellular component: chromosome; nucleus. Gene Ontology annotation, biological process: DNA topological change. The coding region runs from base 1 to 3003 and encodes 1000 amino acids.